AGCAUCUUAUACUUCUCCUUUUAACAAGCUUAUUUUAUAUGAUAACAAACACAAGUCAAGAAAAAAAUCCAAAAUUCUCAUGGCUUCCUUUCAAUUAUCUCUCACCAAUCCCAAACACAAAAGAAACCAUAUUUUUCGAGAAGUUUUUCCAUUAUAUUGCAACAUAUUCAAAGCUAAAAACCUCUCUUUCUCAAACAAAAAACUUCCACCAAAAUUAUCAAGUGAUAUUUCUUUAAAACCUUCAUUUCUUUCUAAUUUAGCACCUAAGGAUACUAAAAUCCAACAAUAUGAAGAAGAGAAAAAACCCCUUUAUGAAAUGUGGAGAGAAAUCCAAGGGUGCAAAAAUUGGGAAGGUUUACUUGACCCUAUGAACUCUAAUCUAAGAAAAGAAAUCAUUAGGUAUGGUGAAUUUGCACAAUCUUGUUAUGACUCAUUUGACUAUGAUCCUCAUUCUAAGUAUUGUGGUACUUGCAAAUAUCAACCAUCACAUUUCUUUGAGAAACUCAACAUGGUGAAAAAAGGGUAUGAAAUGAGGAGAUAUUUGUAUGCAACUUCAAAUAUUAAUUUGCCAAAUUUCUUUCAGAAGUCGAAAAAUCGUAUGGUUUGGAGUCAACACGCGAAUUGGAUAGGAUAUGUAGUCGUAGCCACAGAUCCCGAAGAAAUUAAGCGUCUAGGGCGUCGUGGCAUUGUUGUUGCAUGGCGUGGCACGGUCACGUACUUAGAAUGGAUCCAUGACCUCAAGGAUAUUUUGCACCCAGCUCAUUUUCGCGAUGAUCCUAACAUCAAGAUCGAGUCAGGGUUCUUCGAUUUGUAUACUCAGAAAGAAAAAAAUUGUCACUAUUGUUCAUUUUCGGCUCGUGAACAAAUUUUAGCUGAGAUUAAUCGAUUAAUCGAGAAGUAUGAAGGUGAAGAGCUAAGUAUUACAAUUACAGGGCAUAGUCUUGGUGCAGCAUUGGCUUUGUUAAGUGCUUAUGAUAUAGCUGAGAUGAAAUUGAACAUUUUACAUAAUGGUAAGUCUGUAAUUAAAAGAAUUCCAAUUACUGUUUUUUCAUUUGCUGGCCCUAGGGUUGGAAAUCUUAAAUUUAAAGAAAGGUGGGAAGAGCUAGGAAUUAGGGUUUUGAGAGUGAUAAAUGUGCAUGAUAAGGUGCCAACUGUGCCUGGAAUUAUUACAAAUGAGAAAUUUCAAUUUCAAAAGCAAUUAGAAGAGACUAUUUCAUUUCCUUGGAGUUAUGCUCAUGUUGGGGUGGAAUUAACAUUGGACCAUCAUCAUUCUCCUUUUCUAAAGCCCAAUAAUGAUUUGGGCUGUGCACAUAAUCUUGAGGCCCAUUUACACCUCGUCGAUGGCUACCACGGGAAGGAUCGCGCGUUUUGCUCCGCCACGGGGAGGGAUGUCGCUCUCGUCAACAAGGACUCUAGUUUCUUGAAGAAGGACUAUGGCGUGCCGCCGAUGUGGUGGCAAGAUGCGAACAAAGGCAUGGUGAGGACUCCCGACGGGCGGUGGGUGUUGCCGGAAAGGCCCAUAAUUGAGGCCCAUCCACCUGAUACGGCCCAUCAUUUUCAGCAAGUCCUAAAACUUGCUAGGGCUAGAUUACAUUUACCGUAGUUAUAUUUUUGGGAUUGUUACACAAAUAGCCAGCCAGAUUCAAUAUUUAUUUUUUCUAGCCAAGUAUACAUGAAUUAUACAUCUGCCAGCUUUUUUUAGUUUAAGAGAUUAUUUGGGUGGCUAUUUGGGUUAAUUCUUCUAUAUUUGUACUCUUCCAAAUUGUUGUGGUAAAAAAUAUCACAUCAUGACUAGACUUGCUAAGAAGAGAAUAUGUGGAUAUAAUUUUGCUCAUUGAAAAAUGUAGUGAUGCCCAAUAAAUAAGUAAC
This is a messenger RNA of Nicotiana attenuata, 1869 nucleotides long. RefSeq names its product phospholipase A1-Igamma3, chloroplastic-like. The record is from RefSeq and is a predicted model, not a curated record. Gene Ontology annotation, molecular function: glycerophospholipase activity. Gene Ontology annotation, biological process: lipid metabolic process. NCBI's taxonomy places the organism in Eukaryota, Viridiplantae, Streptophyta, Magnoliopsida, Solanales, Solanaceae.